Molecule: messenger RNA, 721 nt
Organism: Misgurnus anguillicaudatus (oriental weatherfish)
Lineage: Eukaryota; Metazoa; Chordata; Actinopteri; Cypriniformes; Cobitidae
Source: RefSeq, a predicted model, not a curated record
AUGAAACCUACUCGAAAAAACAGAAAAAAUGGAGUGAAAAGUACAAGCGGUUCUGAAAACUUAGGUUUUACCAGAAAGGAGCAGACUAUCAAGAAGCAGCGAAGCAGAAAGACAGUUAUAAAGAAAAACCCAAAUGCAAAGACAACCAUGGGAGCUGGUUAUUCACAAGUGUAUGAUCCGUUUGACUCCCCCAGGCCGGAGGAAAAUGCGUCAUCAAAGUGCCCAGUGUGUUUCUCCUCACCGAACCCUAGUUAUAAAACAGGCCAAAAUGCAUUGCCUCAGUGUACUCAAUGUGCUCAGUUCCUGUGUGGCUCCUGCCUCUACCCCUGCACUUCUGAUUCUGCUACAUGUACCAACAAGCUGUGCCCACUAGUAUCUACACUGCUCACCUGCGGAGUGGUCUCAAAUCCAAAGAGUAAAGUUUUUGGUUGUCCUGAGUUUCGAGCCUGUCCCAAGUGUCACAUUUUGAUUAGGCAUGAAUCUGGAUGCAAGUUUGUCAAGUGCCAAUCAGAGAAUUGCAAUCACAGAUUCUGUUUUAUCUGCUUGCAAGAUGACUGUCUUAAUGACAAGGAGAAGUACUGGUUGCUUACUUGCAAAAAGCCAAGAGCAGAAAGACAACGAUUUAUGUUAACAUAAUCCUGAACAAAUCACCGGGCUGGAAACUAUUUGCAGCCAAAAAGGCACAAAAUUCAAUUCCAACCUCACUGUUCAGUGCUAAACA